Molecule: messenger RNA, 714 nt
Organism: Ochlerotatus camptorhynchus
Lineage: Eukaryota; Metazoa; Arthropoda; Insecta; Diptera; Culicidae
Product: probable cytochrome P450 9f2
Exons: 2
Coding region: 1-714 (237 amino acids)
Molecular function (GO): iron ion binding; oxidoreductase activity, acting on paired donors, with incorporation or reduction of molecular oxygen; heme binding
Source: RefSeq, a predicted model, not a curated record
AUGGCACCUGGGUUCGCAGUGGUUGGAGAGUCCAGUAUUGGCAAAAGUUCUCACAACCGCGUUUGGUCUGACAAUGAACUGGCAGCGCAGUGUUUCCUGUUCUUCAUUGCCGGAUCAGAUACCGUUUCGACGUGCCUUACAUUCGUUAGCUACGAGCUUCUCAUCAACCCGGAUAUUCAGGACAAAUUGUACCAGGAGAUCGUGGCGGUUGAUCGAUCACUGGAUGGUAAACCGGUUAGCUAUGAAGCACUUCAGAAGAUGCAAUACAUGGACAUGGUAGUUUCCGAGUCCCUUCGCCUAUGGCCUCCGGCUCCGUUCGUUGAUCGGUUCUGCGUUAAGGAUUAUCUGUACAAUGAUGAACAAGGUACACGGGUACAGAUCCAUAAAAAUCAACUCGUGUGGUUCCCAACGACUGCCCUUCACCAUGAUCCUAAAUACUAUCCGGAUCCGUUCAAAUUCGAUCCGGAACGGUUUAGCGAGGAAAAUCGAGACAAGAUUCGACCGGGGACUUAUCUACCGUUCGGCGUGGGUCCUCGGGCCUGCAUCGGAUCCCGGUUUGCACUGUUGGAGGUGAAAGUGAUCUUGUACAAUCUGCUGCGGCACUUUACCCUGGUGAGAAGCGAGAAAACGAAGGUUCCUCUGAAGCUGGAAAGCAAAAUGAUUGGAAUUAAGAUUGCCGGAGGAGUCUGGCUGGAAUUUAAACCUAGGGAGUAA